Molecule: messenger RNA, 1738 nt
Organism: Wyeomyia smithii (pitcher-plant mosquito)
Lineage: Eukaryota; Metazoa; Arthropoda; Insecta; Diptera; Culicidae
Product: phenoloxidase-activating factor 1
Exons: 5
Coding region: 389-1570 (393 amino acids)
Biological process (GO): proteolysis
Molecular function (GO): serine-type endopeptidase activity
Source: RefSeq, a predicted model, not a curated record
UUGCAUGAUGCAUUGUGCUGUGCAUUGUGGUGUACACAAAAAAUAUCAUGCACCGAACAAUUGCUCCAGCAGCCACGGCGCAGCGAUGACAGGUGUGUUGCGUACGUGAGUGUGGGUGUCCAUCCGUCGCCUGCGCUUGAAAGCUUCAUGCGUGGGUGGUUUAGGGGAAAAAGCUCCCCCGGUAGCAGCAGCAAGUUCCAUCAUCGAAAUCAACAGACAGUGGAUAGGUAUCAACAUUAUGACCCUUCAUUUGCAUUGAGAUGAAAAAUGAGAGUGAAAAUUCAGCUUACCUGUGCGCAUCGUGUCAGUUGUGUUCUAGAUUUGAUUGCGAGCGCGUACGCGAAUUUUCGAGAAAAGUGGUUCAGAAAACUGUUUCCAUCAGUCAACGAUGGAUAAUACCUACUUCGUCAGGUGUAAAGCGCGAAAAUUCAACGGUCACGUUUUUAGUCAAAUACUGCUGGCAGUUCUGUCGCUGUUGAACGGAAUACAUGCUCAUUCCAUCGUGGAGAGCGAAACAAGCUCCGGUGGGGGCAAUCCGGCACGGUUUCGCAGUGAAACCGCGGCCACGGAACGCGAGCUAAAAUCUUUGUAUCGCAUCGGUUGCCCAGGACGAAGUGAGUGCCUACCGCUAGCCGAGUGUCCGGAGCUUCUGCUGGAAACGGCUCGUCAAUGUUAUCGAGGUGAUUUCUCACUGUCCUGCGGGGUCAAUGAGCUAGAGCCACAUGUAUGCUGUCCAAAGACGGUCAACAAGUACGACGACCUCAACGAGGGCGGUUGCGGAAAAAGUAUCGUUCAAGGAGACUUCUACCAGGGGCUGGGAGCGUUUCCGUUUGUGGCUCGAAUAGGAUUCAAAAAUACAAAAACUGGUACUUUCAUUUAUCCAUGCUCUGGAUCAAUAAUUGCGCGCCAAAUCGUUCUAACUUCGGCACACUGUGCUCUGGCGAAAGCUGAUAGUCAUCGAUUAUCAUCCGUUCGGAUCGGUGACUAUGACACACGUACCGACCCGGACUGCGGAAAUACCGGAUUUUGCGCACCAGCGGCCAUCAAUCACGCUGUCAGCCAAAUUAUCGUUCAUCCAGACUAUGUGGACGGCCAGUAUCAUCAUGACAUUGCACUACUAGUGCUACGAACGGCAAUCAAUUAUACAGUGGCAGCGCAGCCGAUCUGUCUGCACCGGCGACGCCAAGAGCUGACCGUUGGUCGAAGGGUACAAAUCAUCGGUUGGGGCAAGCUGUCCACCAGUGUUACCAAAUCACCUGAGCUGCAGUCACUGGAGGUUCCCCUGACGUCAUGGGAUCAAUGUGUGCGGGCUUACACUUCUACGGGUGCUCUGCAGUCCACCAAAUCGAUCGACGGCGAAUGGAUGUGUGCCGGCGGUGAAGGUCGCGAUGCCUGUCUCGGCUUUGGGGGUGCCCCACUAAUCAUCCGCGAGCGGUCCCGCUAUGCGCAGAUAGGAAUCAUGUCUUUCGGAGCGGAAACGUGCGGUGCACUCAACAUGCCUAGCGUGUACACCUCGAUUGCGCACUAUGCCCACUGGAUCGAAGCGAACACGCCAACGACCUUUGUGUAGCCCGAGUUUAGAAUCUGUGCCGGCCUGUGUCAAGCGGUAUGAUAAUUGCCAGUUUAGAAAGAUAAGCUUUGUGUAGUUAAGUGCAGUUUACUGUUGAAAGCCCAAAUAAAGAGUGCUAACUCUUUGAAUUUCCCCACGUGAUGACAUCAAAUUUAUUUACUUUUGUUC